Messenger RNA from Coccidioides posadasii C735 delta SOWgp, 1467 nucleotides. RefSeq names its product Curved DNA-binding protein (42 kDa protein) (gene CDB4). The record is from RefSeq and is a predicted model, not a curated record. Lineage: Eukaryota; Fungi; Ascomycota; Eurotiomycetes; Onygenales; Onygenaceae.
AUGGCCGAAUCAGCUGAAGUUGAUUACACCCUUAACAACCCCGACACCCUAACCAAGUACAAGACUGCCGCCCAGAUCUCUCACAAAGUCCUCGAGGCCGUCACAGGAUGGUGCGUUGAGGGCGCAAAGAUCCUGGAGCUGUGCGAGAAGGGUGAUAAGCUCCUGGAUGAGGAAGUGAGCAAGGUCUACAAGGGCAAAAAGGUCCCGAAAGGUAUCUCCCACCCAACUACGGUUUCUCCGAGUUCGUAUGUGACACCAUAUACUCCCUUGGCGUCCGAUGCGGAGGAAGCUGCGACAACAUUGAAAGAGGGCGAGGUUGUGAAGAUCCAACUGGGCGCCCAAAUCGAUGGUUUUGGAACCAUUGUUUGUGAUACCAUCAUCGUCCCAUCCGCCAGUGGUCCCAAGGAGAAGAUCACCGGCCGUGAGGCAGACUUGCUCUUAGCUACCUACUACGCUAAUGAGCUUCUUCUCAGACUCAUGGUCCCUCCGGGCCUUUUGGCGACUGGCACAGAGGAAGAAAAGAAGAAAGCCGCAGCUGAAAAGCCCCCCACUCAAGCAAAGAUCUCCACUCUGCUAGAGAAAGUGGCGAAGAGCUAUGACUGCAACGUGGUCGAGAACACCACCACUUGGCUCUUUGAGCACAAUGAAAUCGAGGGAAAGAAGAAGAUCAUCGUUGCACCCGGUGCAGGCGUGAAGGGAGAGGGGAGCCCCGAGGUCCCCGAAGUGUGGGGCGUUGAGGUUGGACUCAGUCUUGGAUCUGGCAAAGUCAAGACCCUCGAGCACAGAGCCACGCUGCAUCGUCGUACCACCACCACUUAUAUCCUGAAGCGACCAAGCUCCAGACAGACUCUAUCUGAGAUUGUCAGGAAGUUCGGUACCUUCCCGUUCAGUCUCCGUCAGCUUGACGAUGAGAAGGCCGGCAAGGUCGGUGUGGUCGAGUGUGUCCGUGGUGGAGUUGUUCGCCAGUACGAUCCCGCUGGAGAGGCCGACGGUGCUCCGGUUUCUCGACUGCUCACGACUGUUGCCAUUCUCAAGAACGGCAUGACCCGGCUGGCCGCCCCUCCUCCACUCGACCUCUCCAAGGUCGAAUCCGACAAGAAGAUUACAGAUGAAGAAAUCCUGAAGAUCCUCGAGAAACCCCUUGCCAAAUCCACAGGCGCCAAAGGCAAAAACAAGAAGAAGAAGAAGAAGCCCGCUAAGAAGCAGGCCGAAGAUGCUGAAGAGUCUUCGAGCGAGGAGGAGUAAACGCACUCAACUCUACCUUUUCCCCUUUUUCAUUUUUUUUUUUUCUUUUUUUUUCAGGAUGUUUCCGUUCUGUGGCAGCUGGACUCGGUACUGUGUGGUGACCUGGUGUCUGUUCGCUUAGGGAUCUGUCUACUUGGGACUCUCUUGAUUUUCAAAAUGGUUCUACAGCGAUCUGUACCUUGAUGGCAGGACUUGGAUGGAUAGCUGCGGAUCAGGAGACAC